AUGGAUCUAGUGGAUAUAGAUCAAGUUUUAGAUAAUUUAGAAUUACGUGAGGCCGCAGACGAACACAACAGGUCUAUAUCAGCUGCAAGUGCGCCUACAACAAAAAACAAUGCAGAACUUACAAACCAUUACCCAAGAGUAGGAAAUUUAAAUACUACAACCCACAAAAGUGGGUUUGUAGGCGUUUCCCAGGUAUUUAACAGUUUAGAUGAUUAUCAGAAAAAUGUUGAGUCGUUGGAAUCGGCGCCAGUGCAGCGUUAUGACGAAGAGUGUCGGCUAAUACCUGAUAAUGUGAGCACAACACAGGAAUUAGAUAAAAAUACAAAAAAGAGUGGUUUUGAUGAUGCUGUGACUCCAAAUGAACAAGUAACAACUUACACUUCUCAAAUAACAACGAAAAAUGAAACGGUUGAGAAUGUCAAAAGUGGUAGUAGUAUAACUGGAUCGCACAAUAAUGUAUACGAAGAAGAUGUCGUGGAUGAAGAAGAGGCCAGUGAUGAUUUACACAAGUUUACUGAAAAUUCUAAGCAUACACGGAAAAUUGGAUAUGAAAUGAAUGAAGCAGCCGACAACAGUCCACUUUCGUCAGAUUCAUUAACCACUUCAUCUUCGUCAACUUUUUCAUCAGGCCCAUCACCGGGAAUCGUUUCCACUACUGAUGAACAAUCUGCACCACUUUCACCUGAGGAAAUAAGCGAAGAUCGAGAUGCACUCUUGCCAGUACAUCCGUACGCUGCGGGUCCAGAUGAUGAAAAUUAUGAUGAAGAGGAGGCGGUGGCAAUGACCGAAGACGGGUUGGAGACAGAUGGUGAAGAACGGGAUCCACUAAGUGCGCCACAAGCUGAAAGCACAGCUGGGCUAGAAGAUAUAGCUGCAGGCUUAUCGUCCAUAUCAUUGACAACCGGAAACUCGCAACUCAACUUACCGACUGCCUCGUCAGUAUUGCAAAAUGUGCUAGAAGAUUUGUCGGAGACUACAAGUAACUCACUUUUAAGUCAGCAGAUUGACGGAGCUCAGGAAAACAAUCUGUUGAAAAAGGAAUUACGGCUUAACUUCGAUUUAGACAAAAGCGAACGAGCAAAUGUAAAAAAUGAGGAGGAUAUCACCGGUAAAAACUGCGAAGCUGUUGUGCCCCUAAAAAAACAGGAACCCAUAAAAGUGUUGCAGCAACCGAUUACCUUCGGUUCAACAAUGGACGAAAUUUCGGAUACGGAGCUGGACAGUAUGUUGCAAGAGAUGGACAUAGAUGAUGUCAGUGAGUUCGAUGCUAUGUCUAAGCUAAAUGUUACAAAUGCAUGUGGCUCACCACCUCCUCCGUUGACAUCAACAACAACCGCGAAAACAUUCGAAAGUAUAUCGACAGUUGCUUCAGCAAUUCCAAAACUAAAUAAUGCUGUAGUCGUCGACCGUAGAGCAAGCCCAGAGAGGAGAAAUGUACUCGAGGGUGUGGAAAGCUACAGCGGCAAUGAUUGCGUAAAUGCAGACAGUUUUUCCCAGGCAUCGACGGUUGAAUUUUCGGAAAUACGCGCACAUUCUACAGAAGCAGCUCAGGCAGACACUGAUAUGUUACCAUCAUCCAAUUCCGUUGCAUCAUCAUACACUGGUUCAGAAUGUUCGCUGGAAGGUGGCGUGAUCGGGGGACAUCGGAUAAGUGAUGAAGAUGAGAUUGAAGAUGCGACAGUGGACCGUCGAAAAGCUUCAGCUGAAAAUGGAGACGAUGAGGACGGCAGCACAGAUGAAGACGCUAAAAGUGAUUCAGCGGCGCAACGGCCACAACGUCCGACAUCACUUAAUUUGCCUAUGUUGCAAUCUAACCUUUAUGAGAAUGCCGGCCAAACGCCUCCAGGCACGCAGUCGACUCAAAAUACAACACUUGGAACGGAAAAUGCUGAGUCGAAUGCGCCAAGUGCUGUUAGUUGCAAUUCUGCGCCAAAUAUAACACCAGAUGAUGCUGUUGCAACCAAUGGUGAAGUGGCUGAGGCAACUGGCUAUAGUGAUCCGUAUGCGAAUUUAGGCAAAGUGCCUCCUAUUUGGGUGCCAGAUAACAUGGCUGCCGGAUGCAUGCAGUGCCAUGCCAAAUUCACAAUGAUUAAACGUCGUCACCACUGUCGUGCUUGUGGUAAAGUACUCUGCUCCGUUUGUUGUUCACAAAAAUUCAAGUUGGAGUUCCUCAGCAACACCGCCGAAUCUCGUGUCUGUUUGCAGUGCUUUCUCAUACUUACACAAAGACAACAAGGCGCUGGCGCUAUAGGAAGCGAGGUGGUGGCAACUGAUAUGCAAGAUGAUGUUUUAGCGGCAGCUGUCAGUACAAAUUCCGCAACAAACACAACAGCAGGCGAAGUGCGCUCACCCAAUCCGAACAAUCCCAUGGAGUACUGCUCCACUAUACCGCCCUACAGACAGGUGAGCACGCAAAAUACACAGCCACCAUCUGUAAUUGUGCCAGUGGGUGUACUCAAGAAAGAAGGUAGCAGUUAUUCGUCGAAUUCAUCGAAUGGCGGUGGGGAUGGCAACAAGAAAGGGCGCAAAAGAAAGAGUGUUAUGUUCAGUGAUGGCAUUGCACCCGGCAGCGAUUUGGCCAGCAUGGAACAUCAGUGGGCUGACGCGAAACAUGCGCGUCGUGGAUCGCAUCAACAGGGUGAUAAGACACGAAAUAGCAGCGGUGCAGUAAAUAAACCACCGACUCCUGUGCGAGCCCAACCAAGUGGUAGUAAUAGUGAUGCCUCAACAAUUGGGUUGGUGGCGUCGCUGUUUCGCGGUUCUUUACCACCACUGGCUGCAGCGGCUACAAUAUCAGCGGCUCAAGACGGCGCAGAUGAUCACGCUAAAACAGCUGCGAGCAGAUCGAAAAGCGUCACGAAUAGCAGUAAGGUCCCAGAUGCUGUUUCAGCUAUGCGGUCAAAACGUUUACCUCCAUCUGGUAGCGAUGAAAAUGGCUGCUUCAUUCCGCCAGGUGACAACAACUCUUUGCCGCCAAUAUAUGUACGCAAAGAUGAAAACAGCUGUGAUUUUGAAUACAAAGAAGUUCUUAACAACCAAGAUCUCGUGGCACGUUUACAAAGCGAGACAAUCCGAUUCGCACUGGAAAAAAAUUUAUUCGUUGACGUGAAAAUAUUAAAUUUGAAAUGUUGCAUGAAUCGUACUGUUAUCAAUUUUACUACAUGUGGCUUGCAUCAUGUUGGCAAUGAUGAGCUCAUCAUUUUAUUGGAAUAUGAGCCACAAUCCACCCCGCCGGACAUAAGUAAAGACAAUGAGGUGAUGCCAAUACCAAAGGAUAUAUUUGUGCAUCUUUAUGAAAUAUAUCGCGAUGCUGAGUUGGGAAAUCCAAUCGCCGAAUUGUCUUACACCAGUCCACGAUCGAGCAAUUUUUUAGGCACCCGCGACUAUGGCGGCUUCAUAUUUAUACGCGCUACUUUUCAGUGUUUGCAGGAUGUUUUAUUGCCAGAGCAACCCUUUCUCAUUGGUAUACUCAUUCACCGCAACGAGGUGCCAUGGGCCAAAGUAUUUCCACUUCGUUUAAUGUUGCGAUUGGGCGCACAGUAUCGCUACUAUCCCUGCCCACACAUUUCUAUACGUAAUCGAGAAUCGGUUUAUGCUGAAAUAGCGCAGACAAUAAUUAAUUUCCUUGCGGAUUUCCGAAAUUAUUCGUAUACUCUGCCCUGCAUCAAGGGAAUGUAUAUACAUAUGGAAGAUAGACAGACAACGGUAAUGAUACCACGCAAUCGUCAAGAUGACGUUAUUAAAGCAAUAAAAAAUGCCAGCGAUCAUAUAUUGGCGUUUGGUGGAAAUUUUUCAAAAACUGCGGAUGGGCAUUUGGUAUGCAUGCAAAAUGUGAAUGAUAUGGGUACUGAAAUGUAUGCAUAUUCAACACAAGCUAUCAACAUACAAGGAAAACCGCGCAGAGUUACUGCCGCGAGUUUCUUUGUAUUGAAUGAGUCUUUGAAAAGCACGAGCGGGCUUUCUGGAAAAUGUAGCAUCGUUGAAGAUGGUUUGAUGGUACAAGUAUUGCCAAGUAAAAUGGAGGAAAUACGUAAUUCGCUGCAAAAUCAAAAAGAUGUUGAAAUAAUAUGCGGUCCGGUGGAUGCCAACGAUCAACAAACUGAGGUUGUGAGCAUAAAAUGGGUGGAUAAUGAUCGCGACUUUAAUGUUGGCGUGAAAUCACCUAUCGAUGAAAAAUCUAUGGAUGGUAUAUGCAGUAUGCGCGUACAUGAUAGUUUUAACUAUUCGAAUGCUAAUUACGCUAUACGGCUCACAGACAUUUAUAUACUUAAGUAUGACGAGUGGUAUGCCUCUGCACAGUCUGCUGUAGCAGCCACUUCUAUGGAUAUCACGCGCAUGGCGGGACAAAUUGCGCGUAGUGCUUGCGUUGCACUGGUACCCUUUCUUGAUUUAUUCGUCGCAAGUGGCAGUCGGAAGCUAGCUUUACGUGCAACAAUUCAUCAAGAAAAUGUCUGCUAUGAAGCUGGCACACGUGGCAAUAAACUUCCUCCGCUUUAUAUGAAUGCUUUGGAUGAUCAACUCAUACCGACACUUCAUGGCGAGUCGUCCGGCAUUGAGGAUGCAAUAAUUUUAGAGUUAGUUUUUUACAUUUUAAAUGUUUAGUCUAUUCUAAUGGGGGAAAGUUGGUAAGUAAGUCAGUAUUUCAAAGUUUGAAAUUUGAAAUUCAAACCGUUAAGCAGCGUAUUACUAUGACUUUUCUAUAGCAUUAAUGUAGAGUUCGGGCGAGUGAAAAAUGAAAUAACAAAAAAAAAAGCGAUUUGGAUAAGAGGUUAAGUUGGCUCACAAUCACAUGUGUAGCUACAAUCAAAUCGUGUCGUUGGGAAAGCAAAAUGGCAACUAAAUAAAUAUUACGUAAUAUUGGCAAUAAAACCAGACAGGAGAGGCAACAGCCUCUGUAGUUAUCAAAUAAUAGCGCUCAAUUAGAAAAGUCGACUUUGCAUUGAGUGUAGUGUAGUAAAUAUAUUUUAUUUUCUCUUGAAAUAAGGCUGCUUUGAAAGCUUCUUUUAUGAAUAUACGAAAGUCAUACAUAUAUGCGUACAUACCUACAUACAUGUAUGGGUAGUUAAGCUGGUUAUAGAUCUAUUGUAUGCUACUUGUUUUAGUGUAAAGAUUUAAAUAUCUAUGUAACUAAACCGAUUUACAAUUGAAAAAUUGUAUUCGACUUUUAUUUAUCACUAUCCAAAUUCAAUUUGACUAUAUUCUUUUUUGUUUUGAGAAAUAAAGUACCUAUCUAUUAGCAAUUCUAUAUACAAAUUAUGGUAACACAAAAAAAUUGCAUAUCGUCGAUGUUUAUGCAAAACCGCCUAAAUCGUGUAAAGGAAAUUUGGUAACCCUGAACUCCAGUUACCAAGAUUUAUGCAUAAAAAUCGUAGAAUCGUUAUCAAAACAACAGAUUUGUAAAGCAAUGCCUACAAAGAAAUCCCGUUUUCUCGCUCCCCUCGUAAAAUUUGAGGGCGUAAGAUAGGCGAUUUUGAAUAGGGCGAUGGGCGGUUUUACAAAAACAUCGACGGUAUAUGUAUUUCUUGAAUACAACGCGUUCAUAACACUCCGACUGCAUUUUUCCAACAUAAGAGUCAUGGAAUAUUUUUGAAUGGAGCAUUAUACUCUCUGAAAAAAUGUCAUUGUACAUAUAUAGGAAAAGGAUGGUAGUAUCGAAGAAAAGUGUUUCGACUUAAAAACUUUUUCAGAGUCAUGAAAGCUCUAGCUGUUGCAAGGUGUUGUGUUUGGAGUACAAAGGCGCAAAAAAAUUCAGAAGUGGAAUUCUAACUCUGGCUGUCCCUAAAAGCAUGACUACUUUUAAAUGUUCUCCGCAAAUUUAAUGGAUACAGAGUUUAAAAUGGCCAGAAGCAUUUAAGAAGAGUUUUCAAUUGUUCUUAGAGGACCAGGCGGCAUUGUACCUAACCAGUUGCAAAACUCUUUGGAGGCUUCGAAGCCGGCUCCAAUCUUCACUAGUUGCGCUGUGCGAGGGCAGGGAGUGGCGCUUGUUCCGAAGACUGGCGAAAGCCCCCCAGGGUUUUCAGGAUAUCUUCGAGAUUGCUUAAAACCCUCC
Molecule: messenger RNA, 6049 nt
Organism: Rhagoletis zephyria (snowberry fruit fly)
Lineage: Eukaryota; Metazoa; Arthropoda; Insecta; Diptera; Tephritidae
Gene: Sara
Product: Smad anchor for receptor activation
Biological process (GO): endosomal transport
Cellular component (GO): early endosome membrane
Molecular function (GO): metal ion binding
Source: RefSeq, a predicted model, not a curated record